AUGUACGACCUUCAGAUUUAUGGUGAUUCAUCAUCUGAUGAAUCGAAUAGUGAUGAUGAGUCAAACGAUGAGGAGAUCAUAGAAGCUGAGAAUCGCGAGAUUCGCCAGGAAAUUGAAGAACAAUUAGAUUUCUUCAGAAACUUCAUGGCGAACAGAAAUGGUCAGAAUGUAGAGCCACAAGAAGAACUCAAUCGUAACGAAAUGCCUAUGAAUGAAAAUGCAAGAUAUGGAGAAAACGGUGAAGGUGAAGUUGGUGUGGAAAACGAUGAGGAUGACGAGUGGUCGCAAGCACAAUUUGCUCAGAAUAACAGCUUAUUGAAUCUCGAGCCCAGUGAACAUCAAGAACGCAAUGAGACAGCGGAGAUCGGAAAUGAUGGUAUGAAUGACUGGCCGCUUGAAAUUCUUGCACGAACGUUCCGAGUUGAACUAAACGUCCUAGAAAUGGCCAUUGAACUGGAAGCGGUCGUCGAACAAUUUGAAGCUAAUGAAUUCGAAAACGAGGAGUUCUGA
This is a messenger RNA of Caenorhabditis briggsae, 510 nucleotides long. Bases 1 to 510 code for a protein of 169 amino acids. The record is from RefSeq and is a predicted model, not a curated record. The transcript has 4 exons. NCBI's taxonomy places the organism in Eukaryota, Metazoa, Nematoda, Chromadorea, Rhabditida, Rhabditidae.